GGGGCGGGCCUAUGGAAAUGAGGGCCGGUUUUGGGCUGCGGGCGGCAGGUGUAUCCAUGAGGAUCGGGCUGAGGCGGGCCGGGAAGGGUGGCCCCGUUCGGUAGCAGCGCAGCCGGCCGGGCAUGGCAGCGGCCCCGCAGUGCCGCAACCCCCGCUGAGCCCGCGCUGCAGCCAUGCCUCCUCAGGAGCUGCUGGACUACGCGCCGGCCCUGCGCAGACACAGCCCGCCCCGGGGCAGCGGCCCCGAGCUGGGCAUCAAGUGCGUGCUGGUGGGCGAUGGGGCCGUGGGCAAGACCAGCCUCGUCGUCAGCUACACCACCAACGGGUACCCCGACGAGUACCAGCCCACCGCCCUCGACACCUUCUCAGUGCAGGUCCUGGUGGAUGGAGCUCCAGUGCGGAUCCAGCUGUGGGACACUGCUGGCCAGGAGGAUUUUGACUGUUUGCGCUCACUUUGCUACCCAGACACUGACGUCUUCCUUGUCUGCUUCAGUGUGGUAAAUCCAAGCUCCUUCCAAAACAUUACAGAGAAAUGGAUCCCUGAGAUACGAACUCACAACCCCCGGGCUCCAGUGCUCCUAGUGGGGACACAGGCAGACUUGCGGGAUGAUGUCAAUGUCCUCAUCAGCCUGGAUCGCUACCAUGUGAAGCCCGUGCCCCGGCCUCAGGCAGAAGGUCUAGCAGACAAAAUCCGGGCUGAAGCCUACCUGGAGUGCUCAGCACUGACCCAGAAGAACCUCAAAGAAGUGUUUGACAUGGCCAUUGUCAGCGGUGUUGAGCAUAAAGCACGUCAGGAAAAGAAGAUGACAGCCAAAGGCAUCAAAACUCUCUCCAAGUGCCGCUGGAAGAAGUUCUUCUGCUUUGUCUGAAAUUGUGCUUGGGAAGAGGAGACAAAAGAAACACGUGAUGCCAGUAUUGCUCCACACCUUCUUGGAGUGACUGCUCCUGUGGCCCCAGUGAGGAGGGUAUGAUAAGCUGCUGGGCUUGGAAACCUGGCUCUUGCUGGGUUACAGCAUCUGAUGCCUGGGAAACGUGAACUGUUGUGCUGGGAUUUGGAACGGUCCAGGCAGCUCUAAGUACCUGAUGGACACGCCUGUUGUGUCCCAGGCUAAUAUAGGAGCCUAUAUCAAAACUUAGUACUGCAGAACAGGCAUGUUCCUUACAUUGAUCAAAAUGGCCAUUUUUCUGUCUGAAACUAACAGGCUUCCAGAGUCCUGACAGAAUGAGGAGGGCAGGGACAGCUAUGGGUGACUGCAGUGUGGUCAAACACAGGCUGCUGAGACUGUAAAGCAAGGCUUGUGUUUCUCCUCUGAUUCUGCUUUUCCAAAUAGCUAGAUGCCACUUGGCUGGGAAAAAAAGCUGCACUCUUUCUUAAAAGCCCUGUAUUCAGAGUGCCCUUGAGAAGGUUUUUCCUAAAUAAAGGCCAUUAGCCAGCUGAAGAGAACAUGCAUUGGAAGCUGCAUUGAUUCUUUAAGCAAAAUGUUCUUUGAAAAGAACUGGACUCCACUGAGUGCCAGUGCUGUAGCCCCAUCUGAAGAGGGGGUCAUGAACUUGGGGACCUGUUAUGAAAGGCCUUUGUGUAGUGAUCAGAGAGAAAGAAUAGGUGAGGAGCAGCCAAGGGUGGCUCUGUCUGCCUAGCAGAGGGCAAACUGUGUCAGUGAAAGGUUUGUAACGCUGCCAAGAGGUGAAAUGUGGAUGGAAAGUCAGCGUACGUUAGAAAAGAAAAGGAGAGAAGGUAGAAAAGCAAGGGAAUAAAAGGGAAGAAGAGGUGAAAGAAGGGAAAAUGAAUAAGGAAAGAAGGAACAGCGUUAAAUGAAAGUUGUGAUUCUACUUAAUCGGUGAGUCAUUUAGGGACUAGUGACGUCAAUUUGAGCGUAAUGUUGUCCAUACUUUAAAUUCUGAAUCAAAAAGGAAGGGUCUGUAGAGAGAGAGUUCCUCUUGGCCAGUAAAAUCCUCUGUUUCAAACCUAGACAGGAGAAUAGCAAUUACCUCAUGCUGUCCUUCCUGAGGUUGCUGAACAGGAAUGGAGGGCUCAGGGCUUCUUUCUGUUGUGCUUUCCUUUCUCAAGGAUCACAGCUUGAUCUGCUGAAACUAAAAGCAAAGGAAACUCAUGAAGUUCCUGUCAGAGACAGAUAUUUGCUAUGUUUGCUUCGUUGCCCACUCCCCUGUUUCUCGGGGGAUUCAUUUACUAGUGAGUCUACUCAUACUUUAUUGCAGAACUUGCAUUAACUUCUAAAACUUUUCUCACAGACAUUUUAUUCUGGCUUGUAUAGCAAAGUAUGACAGAUCUGUCAAGCAAUGCUUUCAAUACUUGGGGUUCUCUGCAUCUAGACAUUAUCCAUCACUUUGGGAAUGCUCUGAAAUAAUGUGAUGUUUGGGGAUAUAGCUGGGAAUGUUUGCCUUGUGCUGAAAGAAUGUGUAAUUGGGCCAGUGGGCUUGUACAAAAAUAAGUACAUACAAUCCAGUGUGGCUCUAGAUCCAAAUGCCUGCAAACAUCUCUCUUUGUGGUACAGCUCACGUAGUCCCCAGGACAUGACAUGAGGAUGCUAUUAUCAGUGGUCUGAAUGAGAUGGGCAAGUCUUCUUUCAGCCAUAGAGCUGCUUGUUGGGUAGGGCUUUGAGACCUCAACAGACUAGUGUGCCAGAAUGAGUUGUGAGUUGACAGGACUCCCCCAACCAAAAUGCUGUCCAGGUCCAGUGAGGGAUCCACAGAGAUGGAGAGUAAAAAGGCAGUCGCUAGAAGUGAGGCAUGCUACACAUCUCUAGACAGCAUACCAUGUAUUGAACAAAGCUCUCACCAUAUAUCCCAGUGUUUCUUACCUGUACAGGCACCUUUGUUAUAUUAUGACUUCAGUUUGUCUGUUGGGUCUUUAUGCAUUUCUUUAACCUGUGAAAGCAAGGAUUCAGAUGUGACCUGCUGCACUGUCCUUGUACAGAGCAAAUCCACAGGUACAAAGAACAGUAGCCUUGCCCCAUGCUGGGGAGAGCAAACAUUGUCCUGCAGUAGCUUGGUAUAAACAGGGAUUCUUUCAUUCUGGAAAAGAAACUGUACUGAGAGCUGCUUUCUUCCUCUGUGAUUGUGUCAAAUAUUUGUUCAAAUAAAUUUUUUUUUUUUUUUUAAAUGUCUGCAGUUGGCAUUCAUCAUUUUGUCAGAGCAAAGUAAGCUUGGAUUAUAGAUAGUGGAGGAGGUAUUCCAUUUUACUGACAGUAAGGUAAGAGGGGAAUUGCCUCAUUUCUCCCUUGUAAAGUUAGGACUCAACAGGAGUAAAAAUCCCUCCCCCUCCAAUCACUGAAAGCCUUGAAGAUCCUCCUGUGGCCUCAGAUAAUGUUCCCCUCCCUCAGCAGCUGCUCAGGAUGGAGGCUGCUGAAAGGACAAACAAUGAGUUUGCAAUGCUCCUGGUGCCCCUCCUUAAGCCAUCAGCCAGGGACUGGUCUGGAGGGCCUCAGACAAGCCCAAAUGGAACUUGUGUUUGGAGACCUAAUAACAGCUUGCUGCUCUGUCAUUAGGCUGGUAGGUAAUUUUGCCACUGAACUCACUUAAAUUUGGUAGUUAAACACUAGCAAGUGCUUAAUGAAAUGCUGAAAAGUUUGCUUCUACAACAUCAAAACUCUAUCCUAAAAGUUCACACACAGGACUAUGGAGGGCUUUUAUCUGUCUGCAUUUGGGGCUCAGAUUAAAAAAAAAAAACAAAACAACAAAACAUGGUGGAGCACAGGCAAUGAGCACACCAAAUGC
This is a messenger RNA of Tympanuchus pallidicinctus (lesser prairie-chicken), 3735 nucleotides long. RefSeq names its product ras homolog family member V (gene RHOV). The transcript has 3 exons. Gene Ontology annotation, biological process: small GTPase-mediated signal transduction. The record is from RefSeq and is a predicted model, not a curated record. Gene Ontology annotation, molecular function: GTPase activity; GTP binding. Lineage: Eukaryota; Metazoa; Chordata; Aves; Galliformes; Phasianidae. The coding region runs from base 174 to 869 and encodes 231 amino acids.